AUGUCUAAAAGUAAUAUUACAGCAAUAUAUUUUUUGGGAUUCAACAACAUGGGUAUAGGUAACCUUCUGUUCGCCUUAAUCCUUUUGAUAUACUGCGUGACAAUAUGUGGAAAUGUCUUAAUCAUCACACUGGUGUCCUACAGCAAGAUUCUCCAUUCUCCCAUGUACUUCUUCCUCUUCCAGCUGUCUCUAUCUGACAUUUUAUUGAUUACCGAUAUUGCCCCUAACAUGCUUAAAAUUGUUCUACGUGAGCAAGCGUUCAUAUCUUUUCCUGGCUGCAUCACGCAGCUUUAUUUUUUUGUUUUAGCAGAGACAUUUGAAUGUUUUAUUCUGACAGUGAUGUCCUAUGAUCGCUAUCUAGCUAUCUGUUAUCCCUUGCGUUAUGUCUCCAUUAUGAACCAGGGGCUUUGCGUUACAUUUGUAUGUGCAUCUUGGCUAUUAAGCUGUUCUCUAACAUCUUAUAUAAUACAUGGUGUGUGCUCAUUAGAAUUAUGUGGGCCAAAUACUAUUGACCAUUUCUUCUGUGAUUUUUAUCCUCUGCUAGCACUUUCUUGUUCAGACACAUCCAUCGUCCAGUUGGAAUCCACCUUGCUUUGUACUGCUGUCAUAGUCUUGCCGUUCCUCUUGAUAGUGCUUUCAUAUACCUACAUUGUUUCAACCAUACUAAAGAUAUCCUCUGUUUCAGGAAGACAGAAAUCCUUUUCUACUUGCAGUUCCCAUCUGAUGGUUGUGUCCAUAUUUUAUGGGACCCUCAUCGCCAUGUAUGUGCUUCCAAAUAAAGGGCAGUCACAGAUGAUCAGUAAGAUUCUGGCUUUGUUUUACACUGUGUUUACUCCCUUUUUAAACCCCUUUAUAUACAGUUUGAAGAAUCGGGACAUAAAAAAAGCUUUGAUGUAUAUAACGCAUACUAACAAAGCCUAG
This is a messenger RNA of Nanorana parkeri, 921 nucleotides long. RefSeq names its product olfactory receptor 11L1-like. The record is from RefSeq and is a predicted model, not a curated record. The coding region runs from base 1 to 921 and encodes 306 amino acids. The transcript has a single exon. Lineage: Eukaryota; Metazoa; Chordata; Amphibia; Anura; Dicroglossidae. Gene Ontology annotation, biological process: G protein-coupled receptor signaling pathway. Gene Ontology annotation, molecular function: G protein-coupled receptor activity; olfactory receptor activity. Gene Ontology annotation, cellular component: membrane.